AUGCGCACCUCAUUUGUAACUCUCCUGCUCGCAUGCAGCAGCUACACUGCGCUCGCGUUGCCCUCGCACGGUAGCCUCGCUAAGCGAUCAUGCGACGCCAACGUCUGUAUUGUUCAGGCAAGUCGCCCUCUGCCUUCCCACAAUCCUUCUAACCCCUCCGGCAUCGCAUAUACUAACCACCAGAGACAACAGUGUAUUGCCCAGGGCUUCCAAUCCGGCAUGUGCGCCAGCGAGAACACCCCCUCCCUGCAACUCCUGGGCCUCGAGCUCCUCGGCCAGGCUUUGCCAGGCUGCAUGUGCAUCCCCACGAACAGCGGCUCCAGCGGCGCCACCAACGCCGCCAACGCCCCCGCCGCCAAUGCGCCGGCUGCCACGACGACCACCACUGCUACUGUAACUACCACCUCAACUGCCGUCCUGACUUCCACUUCCACCGCGACGACCACCGUCACCACCACUGCCACAGCCACUAACACCCAAGCCGCGAAUCAAGCAGCCCCAGCAGUAAACCCCCCGGCCCCGAGCACCGUCACCAGCACCGCCACCGUCACCACGACUGCCACCGAGACGGAGACGGAGACAGAGACGGAGACAGAAACAGAAACGCAAACGCGCACACAAGCCAACACCCGCACCAUCACCCACUCUGCCCCCACCGCCACAACAACUAGUACUACCUCCGAUGCAGAUGCAGCGGCUGCUCCUGCGGCCGCGGCCGCCGUUCAGACCGUGUACACGGCCACCACGACGAACCACAUCCCGUUCACGACGACGAAGACGGUGGUGGUCAAGACGACGACGACUGUUUGCCCGACUUCUUCUUAG
Aspergillus aculeatinus CBS 121060 is the source of this 825-nucleotide messenger RNA. RefSeq lists its product as uncharacterized. Bases 1 to 825 code for a protein of 274 amino acids. NCBI's taxonomy places the organism in Eukaryota, Fungi, Ascomycota, Eurotiomycetes, Eurotiales, Aspergillaceae. The record is from RefSeq and is a predicted model, not a curated record. The transcript is spliced from 2 exons.